AUGACACAGAGAGCUCGUCUGCUGGAACUCGCGAAAAAGAUCAGGACAGUAGACAUAGAGGAGAAUAUUGAGGCCGAGUCAGAAGCGUGCGCUAUUUCCCCUCAAAAGCUUCAGUCCGACUCCGAUGAGGGAACCGAUUUGUCCCACCUGGAGACUAAAAAGCAAAUUGAGGAACUUCGCCUUACUUAUGGCAAUGAAUGGUUAAAGACCGGUAGUGCCGAGAUGAUGCUGGGAAUCGAAUCGCCGCAGCCUUCUGAACUAGAGCGCGACAAUGCUCGUCAGCUGUUCAAUGAGUUCUUGGGGGAAUUUUCAGGUUCAUCAAGCAUAAUAGUUAAUUCUCAAGCGGAUCCUGAACAUCUCCAAAUUUUCUCUACUCCAGCGAAUAACGUUUUGUUAAAAACAACCUUUGACACCACUCUGACCCCUAUUAAGUCGGAUGCGAACGAUACAAGUGGGCUACAUUUUUAUGAGACCUGCACUGAAGGAGAAGUGACAAACUACGAUAGCAUCGCCAGCACCACAAAGGAAUUGCGGGCGGAGGAGUCACUGCCUGAUAAGCACGAAGAGUUUUUUAGGCUCUUUGCAAAUAGCUCAAGUGCUGUUUACUCGUCCGAUGCCGAAUCUGACAAGGAAACCUUCAUAGUCUAUCAUGAGCAAAAGCCGAGCGAUGUUCUUUUUUUCACCACAUCUUCAAAUUUUAUACGUGAAAAAGAUUCGCUAACCGAUAGGACUAAAACCAAAUGGAGUCUAAAAAUACUGGAGUCAUGCGAGCGAGUAAAGUGCAAUACCUUACGAAUAAUAUUCGACACGAUGCGUAAGGAUAAACAGGAGGGAAUCUAUUGUGUUGAGAGUACAUUGUUUCGGGAACUGGAAAAGAAACUGCGAGACAUUCUCUGUCAGCGUGAUCUGAACGAAAUGAACAUUUCCAUUUAUCGCUGCGUGAGUUGUCUAACUCAAUUUACCAUUGAGCAAAAAGGCAAACGACAUAAAAAAAAGGACUUGAGAUGUCUAGACUAUCGUAGUGCAUAUGUGGCCGAAGUAACUGAGUUGUCUUCCUCUUUGACCAAACAUUCGGAGGAAGUGGUGGCAGAGCACAAACAUUCCCCCCCAGACAUAUUGAUGGAGGAAACGCUUGUUGAGACAUUUACAGGGUCAACAAAUAAGGAAGAAAGCAAAAGCAUUGGUUCCGGCAAUUCACUAAGCGAGAGCAGCUCAUGCUCGAAAAUUACUAACUCGCAGAGCUCUUUUGACUCUAAUCAGUCCGUUGUGGGUAGCUCUAACACGGAUCGUGAUAUAGAGUUUCGGGCUAACGAAAGUGAUGUGGACAUCAUCUCCAAUCCGAGCCAGUCAAGCAUAGAGGUGAUAGAUCCAAACUACGCACAGAGCACUAGUCGCAAGACCUUAGAAGAGCGCCAUCUGUCACAUCUCGAAACGAUAAGCGAUGAAAAAGGGCAAUCUAAAAGGUUCUUAGAUCGAAAGUUCGAUUUAAUUCAGGCGGAACAGGGUCAGACUGCAGCUCCCGUAUCAUUAUCUGUGUCCCAAGUUCCGCUCACAGAAAGCAGCUCGUCAGGAUCUAUUACCGACAGCAUUUGUACAACCUACGAGCAGCUGGGCAUUGAUGGGCCGACAAGUCUUUCAAAUUUGCUGCUUUCCGAAUCUUUAAAUAGUCAAAUAAGUAGCUCAAAUACGGACUCAAUAAGCCGUUUAAAAAGAGCUGAUGAAGUCAGCCUUUUACCGUUUGCAGCCGUAUUUCGUUCAACUAAUCUGCUCAUGUCCAGCUCAAAGAAGAUGGUAGACUCUGAAGCUAAUGUCUUGGGUACUCAGCCCUACAAAUUUAACUACAUUGACUUUGAUGAUAUCGAUCACCGUCUAAAACUCUUCUUCUACCAGAGCAAGUUUAAGGAGGAUGGUGAACAUUUUAAGUGGUUGGCAAAGGGACGCGUCUUUAACGAGCAGAUCCAGGUCCUGGGAGAAGGACUCGUGGUGAUGUCCAACUGCAAUUGCUUUUUAAUGGAAUCCUUUGCAUUACCCCAAGACGAUGUGGCCAAGUGGCUUCGGCAAGUCGUAAGAGUGUCGGUUAGUCGAUUAAAGGCGGUUGAACUGCUGCCCUGGAAGCUUGGAUUAUCCUUUACCUUAAAGGAUUGGGGCGGAUUUAUGUUGCUGUUGCACGACAUGCUUACGACCGAUAGCUUACUUCUUUUCUUGCGACAUCACCCUCUACCAGAGCAGUGCCAACUUAAUUACAAACCAUCCACCACCCUCAGCAAUCCGUUGCAAACUAUUGCAUUUGAACCAGUUAAAAUGCGCUCCCUGCUUCGUAGCAGCCAAUGGAUUCGAGAACAAGAGAAGAACUUUGAACAAUUUCUGCUCCUAAUUACAGAGUCACAUUUGUACAUAUCGGCAGAUUUAAAAUUCUCGUGGCUUUCAAACAAAAUUCAGGAUAAAUCCACGCAACCGGAACUUACCCUUAGACAGCCCAUGAGCAACUUAGUAGACGUGGAACGCAUUACGGAUAAAAAAUAUGUGAUGAACUUUAGCGACGAGACCCAAAACAAGUGCGAGAUGUGGCAGUUGCUGUUCGAAACGCAUAACAAUUCCACGUGUUGUCUGAAUGUCAUCGGUAAAACAUGGGAGCAGCUGUUUGGCGUUCCAUUCAGCCUAUCUGAAACGUAGCAGAGCUCAACGCCAAGGAACCAACUAGAACGGAUUACCAUACAUUUCCAUUUAUUGUGCAAAGCUUAGAAUUGUUGAUCUUUAUUGACUACGUUAUUUAAUGUCACAUUAGUUUUCUUAACUUAACCUUCGUAUUUGUGAGUCGUUGGCUAGGUUUUUUUUAGUUAUGCAAAAGUGGUGCUUGCCGACCAAAUAAAUGUAAAUAUUUUAAAAUGUAAAGGUUAUUUUCUAAAUCGCUGCAAUAUAUACAAACAAAAAAUAUUAA
Molecule: messenger RNA, 2938 nt
Organism: Drosophila subpulchrella
Lineage: Eukaryota; Metazoa; Arthropoda; Insecta; Diptera; Drosophilidae
Exons: 8
Coding region: 1-2673 (890 amino acids)
Source: RefSeq, a predicted model, not a curated record